Molecule: messenger RNA, 940 nt
Organism: Aphanomyces invadans
Lineage: Eukaryota; Oomycota; Saprolegniomycetes; Saprolegniales; Verrucalvaceae
Exons: 1
Coding region: 16-819 (267 amino acids)
Biological process (GO): carbohydrate metabolic process
Cellular component (GO): extracellular region
Molecular function (GO): cellulose binding
Source: RefSeq, a predicted model, not a curated record
CACCAAGUUACGAAAAUGCUAUCGCGCCCGGUGCGUACUCUCGCGGUGGUGUCGACUCUAGCAAUGACGGUCCUGGCAUCGUCGGACCCUGCGUCGCCCGGCGCGCAGCAGCGGUCGCAAGGGUGCGCCACCAACUUUAGCCAGUGCAAUGGACAACACUGGCCCCAUGGCGUGUGCUGUAUCGACCCUACCUUCACGUGCCAAGAAGUGACCCAGUACCUGUCGCUGUGUGUCCCCAAGCCCGCCUCCAUUCGCGUCGGGUUGUACGGUCAGUGCGGAGGGCUGGCCUGGCGAGGUCCAGUGGACUGUGUCGACGAUUCGACCUGCGUUGUUGUCAAUGACUACUACAGCCACUGCUUUCCCAAUCCAGCGUCGACAGGUGCACCGACAACUGCACCGACACGUGCCAGCACUACCUCGGUUGCGCCGUCGUUGGCGCAAGACCCGGUGGACUGCGACGAUGACGACGACACGAUUGGGUUUCACAACGAAGAUGGCCUCCUUACCAACCUAACUAUCGACGAAAUCAACGCCCUCUACACUGCCACGUACUUGGAAGCCAGGGGCCCAGCUUUGGGACCGUAUGCCCAAUGUGGGGGGCUCAAGUGGGCUGGGCAAACCGUUUGCGUCCAAGGGUUCUACUGCCGCGCUCAAAGCGAGUACUUUUCCCAGUGCGUACCCAUCCCCGACCUCCCCGGCAUUCCAACCUACGGCCAAUGCGGCGGCCAGUACUGGACCGGCCCCACCGAGUGCCAAGUUGGCACUACGUGCAAGGUGGAGUCCAAGUGGUAUUCGCAGUGCCUCCCCACAGCAUACUAGCUCCCCACAGCACCCCACUACAAUCGCCCGACAAGCGUCGAGUCUUCCUAGCUACCGCCAAUGGCACGACUAGCGUGGAGGAGUUUCCAAGCUAACAAACAUAUUUUUACUCACACUCGAG